UGCCUAUAAAUAAACAUGGCAGAUGUGAGAGGGAUAGGUUUGGUUGUGCAAGCUCAGGAGACGACAGGCCUUGACUGAUCAUGGCAACGUUUGAUAGCCAGACUGAUACCCCGAGUGUCCCAUAUUUAGAUCUCAACAAGCAACCUGCAGAAGAUGUUUCUGUCACAUCACCAGUAGAUGGCGCCACAGUUCCACCAGUAGAUGGCGCCUCAGCUCCACCAGUCGAUGGCGCCUCAGCUCCACCAGUAGAUGGUGCCACAGUUCCACCAGUAGAUGGCGCCUCAGCUCCACCAGUAGAUGGCGCCUCAGCUCCACCAGUAGAUGGCGCCACAGCUCCACCAGUAGAUGGCGCCACUGCUGUACAAGCAGGUGGUGCCAAGGCAAUAAAUGUGAAUAGUGAUACUUUACAGAGAAUUCUGGGAACGAUCUUUGGACAAUGUAUUGGGGAUGCCAUUGGACUACUGACAGAGUUUCUAACAAAAAAGGAAUGUGAAAUGUACUACAAGACGGUGAAGAAAGAACUAGAAUUCUUCCACAAGGAGAUUGUGUGUGAUGGUCAUCGCAUGCGUUGGGCAGUUGGAGACUGGACAGAUGAUUCCGACCAGAUGAUUCUGAUUUUGUUGUCACUUAUCGAGAAACAAGGAAAGGUUGAUGUACUUGAUUUUGGGAGACGAAUAAAGCACUGGACCCAGAAAGGAUUCCCUGGAUUGGGUGAUUUUGUUGGAAUGGGCCAAGGGAAGACAACUUCUACUGUUAUCAAAAACCCAGAUUACACUAAGGAUCCACAUGCUGCUGCAGACCUAGUUUGGACAGCUAAUGGUAAAGUUCUAGCUGCAAAUGGCGCUGUGAUGCGGACCAGUAUCCUGGGGAUCCAUAUGUACGCUGAUAUAGACAUUGUCGUACAGAACGCAAUUACCAUUGCUAGAGCGACACAUGCUGACCCGAGGUGUCGAGCAUCAACAGUUGCUGUUUGUGUGGCAAUAGCCCUGAUGUUACAACGCCAACCAAAACAUCUUGACAAGAAAGGAUGUUACAAUGUAAAUGCGAUCAUCAGCCAUUGUUAUGACUAUGCAUCAAAAUGUCUGGAAACUGAUAAGGAGAAAAAGGAACUAAAGACAUAUCUAAAAUGUAAAAAGCUGAAGGAAUUAAAACUAGACGAAGCUGGAAAAAUUGGUUACACCUACAAGUCCAUGGGGUCAGCUUUCUGGGCUUUAAAGCAGAAAAACUUCAGGGAGGCAAUUACCAAAAUUGUGAUGGAGGGAGGGGAUGCUGACUCAAACGCUUGUGUAGCCGGAGCACUAUUGGGCUGUAAAUAUGGUGUGGGAACAAUACCUUCCUGCUGGACACAGAAACUCAAACACAAGGAAUGGCUGGAGGCAAUAAUUGACAGAUAUUUCCAAAUGAUGGCGGAGGUACACGGCAUUGACUUCACACCCUACUGGUCAGGGCACGUGGAGUGAUUGUGUUGGCAGAUAAAAGUGCCAGUUAGCUGUUGUACUCCUGUAACACUGUAUACAACCAUACUCUCAAUCAGUCAGGUGGCAUCUGUCGCAAAAACGAAUAUAUUUACGAAUAUUUCUAUUGUUGUUAAUUGCCCAUAGUAACGGUGCAAAGCAGUGAUACAAAUUUUGCAAAAGAUUUCAAUUUAGCUAUCGCAGCAAAAACACUAAAACUUCAACUUUUUUGAAAGACAACUGAAGUCAAUGUCAGCCUCAAAGUGACUUUGUUGCUAGCUCAUCAUUUUCGUGCUGGAGAGAUGUUUGUUUUAUGGUUUUAAAUGCAAAAGAAGACUUUUGUUAGAUGAAACUGGGCUUCCAUAAAAAAAAAAAAAGUACCCACAAAAUGUUAUGAUGAAGUUAAUGAUAUGUGUCAAAGGUAGUAGAAACAGGGACUUAUCACUUACAUAACUAAUAUACCGGGGUCGUGACCGAAGGGUUGCAGGUUCGAGUCAUGUCACGGUACUGUGUUAAUGUAUCUUUGAACAAAAUACUUUACACCGCUUGUUACAGUCUACUCAGCUGUAAAUGAGUAUGUGGUUGAGCAGUGCUAGAAUUGUUGAAUGCUAGCUGUGAGUGCCGAAAUGGCAGCAUCGGCUGUAUGUUUACCAUUACCAGUAUAUUAUAUCGUCAUAAUAACCUUGAUAUAGGAAGAUUGUUUUACCAUUUUGUAUGUCAUCAUUUUUAUAUCUUUUUGUUAAGUUUUAGUUUAAUUUUUUAAACCUUAAGUGUGUCAACAGAAAUGUAGAUCUGCAGAAUGUAUAAUAUACAUGCAAUACUUAAACGAUUUCGAGCAAGUUUCUUUUUCAUAUGAGAUUUAAGGAAACAAGUCUAUAAGUAAAGCAAAAAAAAGGAGAAAAUCUUAGGGACAAGUUAACCCAUUCACCACUGUAGACCAUACUGGACCCCUCCAUAUCAAUGCAUGGUAGAGUCUACUAAAGUUACAUAGGGGUGAAAGGGUUAAAUACAUAGAGAAUAAUACAUGUCUUUUUCCAUAUCACACCCAGUAUCAACACGAGACUGCAUUAUUGGUGGAGGGUUGAUACUGGGUGUGAUAUGGAAAAAGGCCUGUUUUAUUCUGUUUAUUACAUACUUACUAAUAACAGC
Molecule: messenger RNA, 2603 nt
Organism: Mizuhopecten yessoensis (Yesso scallop)
Lineage: Eukaryota; Metazoa; Mollusca; Bivalvia; Pectinida; Pectinidae
Product: ADP-ribosyl-[dinitrogen reductase] glycohydrolase-like
Exons: 9
Coding region: 81-1460 (459 amino acids)
Source: RefSeq, a predicted model, not a curated record